AUGAAUGCAGAAGAAUUUUUUAUAACCACUGCAAAUUCAGAUUCUAUUAUACCUCCAACAGCUCAUCAUGUAUCAAUUCAUGAAGCAGACAACACCAUCCCAAACAUGAACAGUCUCCUACAUUCGCUGUUGGUUUCUGCAAAGUAUGGCCUUUCAAAGCCCAGCCCGGAUUGUUUGGAAACUGUGUUGUACAAUGCAAAACUUCUGCGAGUGUUGCACUUAGAAAAUAUAGAACUUAAGAGCUUGCCUGAUGUAGGGAAAUUGGUGCACCUAAGGUAUCUGGGUGUGAGGCAUUCCGAAAUAACCGAGCUUCCUGAGAGCAUCAGCAAUCUUCGGAACCUACAAACCUUGGAUAUCUCCUGGUCUGGGAAUGAAUUUGAGCUGUCAAAUGGAGUUUUGAAUCUUGUACAACUGAGGCACCUGAGGAUGUUCCGGCCUAUGAAUGAUUGUAAGGUUAGAGUUCCACGAGGUAUCUCAAGACUCAGAAACCUCCAGACUCUAAACGGUAUAUACGUGGGUGGUGGCAUUGCCAAGGAGUUAGGCAACAUGACACAACUCAGAUCACUCGACGUGAGAAGUGUAUCAGAGGAUCAUGCAGGUGAGCUAUAUGCCUCUAUCAUGAAGCUAACUGGGCUUUGCACCUUGUCUCUUACUGUGGAGAGUGAGAGGGUCUCAUACAACUCCAGCAGCUAUUUUUGGUAUGAGAAUUCGCUUUUCCCCUGCUUAGAAUCCCUCUCACCUCCACCACUACUUCAAAAACUUUCACUAACCGGGCAUUUAAUCGAGAUUCCUGUUUGGCUUGGCUCAAUGGAGAACCUCACCAAGUUAUAUAUGUGCUUCUCUCAUCUUUCUGAGAACCCAACUACGAUUUUGCAGUUCCUUCCCAACUUGAAAUAUCUUUCAAUGUUCCAUGCUUACAAAGGAAAGCGUAUGGGAAGAGAGUUCUUCAGAGCUGGCGGUUUCCCAAAAUUGGAGUAUCUCAAAAUUGUUUCUCAUAAUCUGGUGGAAUGGACAGAGAUGGAAGAGGGAGCAUUGCCUUGCUUAAAACAACUCUAUUUUUGGAACUGCAUGAGACUGAUGGGUCUUCCUGAAGGAUUGCAAUAUGUGGCCACACUCCAAAAAUUGGCUUUGUUAAAUGUGCACGAGGAUCUUAUUCGGAGGUUGAGCCCCAAUGGAGGUCAAGAUAAUUAUAAGAUCAAACACAUUCCACGUGUAUCAUAUUUUGGGCAUAUGAGUUUUUAG
Molecule: messenger RNA, 1242 nt
Organism: Vitis vinifera (wine grape)
Lineage: Eukaryota; Viridiplantae; Streptophyta; Magnoliopsida; Vitales; Vitaceae
Product: disease resistance protein RPM1-like
Exons: 1
Coding region: 1-1242 (413 amino acids)
Source: RefSeq, a predicted model, not a curated record